AUGGAGAAUCUACUGGCUCACUCUUUCGAUUAUCUCUCUUCCUACGAACCUAGCAAGAUCCGCAAGGGCUUGCGACAGGUGGAGGGUCUCUUGGCCCAAAUCUGUCUUUCUAAAACGAAAUCCACAUCGGAUCGGAGAAGGUCAUAUUUGGCUACAGAGACACCACCAGUACCCAAGGCAUUAUCCGAACUACGAGACGAUCCGGCGUUUCGAGAGUUUUUCAAACUUCAAGAUGGAUUUCAAUGGAAUGUUGCAAUGCGCCUAGUUUCCUGUCUGGAACAUCUACUCGGUCGCGGCAGCAAUGGCACUAACGACAUGCUCAUCGUUUGUACCCUUGACCUCAUCCAAGGCGCUCUACUCCUCCACCCACCUUCACGGACUCUCUUCAACCGCGAAAUAUACAUGAAUCUCCUUCUCGACCUCCUCGACCCAAUCAAUUGUCCUGCAAUUCAAUCCGCCACUCUCCUCACCCUCGUCGCAGCCCUACUGGACUGCCCCGCCAACACACGUACCUUCGAGGACCUAGAUGGUCUUCUCACCGUUACAUCUCUAUUCAAGCAGCGCGCCACAUCCCGUGAAGUCAAGCUGAAAUUGGUAGAGUUCUUGUACUUUUAUCUCAUGCCCGAGACACCUAUCCUGGGACCUAGCGCCCGCGGCUCCGCUAGCCCAAGCCCACCGCCCGGUUUGCAGCGCAGUCCAAGCAAGCUUCCAUCGCGACCCAUGUCGCAAAGCUCACAUACUUCGGGUGCGGGCAAGACGAUUCGUGAUACAAGGACUACCGACGAAAAGCAGGCACUUUUGGGUCGCUAUCUCAAUAACGUGGAGGAUUUGGUGGAGGAUUUGAAAGAAACGGCUCCGUUCGGAGCCACAGUGUACUGA
Messenger RNA from Penicillium malachiteum, 879 nucleotides. Its product is annotated as cell division control protein 14. The record is from RefSeq and is a predicted model, not a curated record. Bases 1 to 879 code for a protein of 292 amino acids. Lineage: Eukaryota; Fungi; Ascomycota; Eurotiomycetes; Eurotiales; Aspergillaceae. The transcript is spliced from 2 exons.